GCAUGCGCACUCUGGCUCGGACAGGGGGAAGCUGAUCAGGUUUGUAGCAGAGGCAGAAAGCGACGUGAAAACAUUGGACUAUUAGAAAAUAUCCAACAUUUUAGCGUCCGUGUGUUUCCGAGUCGCUGUCCUUCAGCUCAGCAUUCACCCAGAACUCAAGUGCGGACCGCAGGAUGAACGGAGACUCCGGUGCUGGGGUGGUGGCGGCCACUCCACCCACACACCCACCCCAUAAAGAGCGCUACUUCGACCGAGUGGACGAGAGCAGCGCCGAGUACCAGAGAGAGAGGAACAUGGCGCCUGACCUACGGCAGGACUUUAACAUGAUGGAGCAGAGGAAGAGAGUGUCCAUGAUCCUGCAGAGUCCGGCUUUCUGUGAGGAGCUGGAGACUCUGAUCAACGAUCAGAUGAAGAAGGGGAAGAACCCCACCAGCCUGCUGGCCCUGCAGCAGAUCGCUGACUUCAUGACCACCAGCGUGCCCACCAUGUGCCCUGCAACCCCACAGGGAGGCAUGGCUGCACUCAACAUGAGUCUGGGUAUGGUGACUCCAGUGAAUGAUCUCCGGGGCUCAGACUCCAUUGCCUAUGAGAAAGGAGAGAAGCUGCUGCGCUGUAAGCUUGCUGCCUUCUACCGCCUGGCGGACCUGUUUGGUUGGUCUCAGCUUAUCUACAAUCACUUAACUGUCAGACUGAACUCUGAACAGGAACGCUUUCUGAUUGUCCCGUUCGGACUUCUGUACAGCGAAGUCUCCGCCUCCAGCCUGGUGAAGAUCAACCUUCAGGGCGAGAUCAUGGACAGAGGCAGCACUAACCUGGGCGUGAACCAGGCCGGAUUCACCCUGCACUCCGCCAUAUACUCGGCCCGUCCUGACAUCAAGUGCGUCGUGCACAUCCACACUCCUGCUGGCGCUGCGGUUUCAGCUAUGAAGUGUGGCCUCCUGCCCAUUUCUCCUGAGGCUCUGUCUCUGGGCGAGGUGGCCUACCAUGACUACCAUGGCAUUCUGGUGGAUGAUGAAGAGAAGAUCCUGAUACAGAAGAAUCUUGGCCCCAAGAGCAAGGUGCUGAUUUUGAGGAACCAUGGGCUGGUGUCAGUAGGGGAAACUAUAGAAGAGGCUUUUUACUACAUCCACAACCUGGUGACAGCCUGUGAGAUUCAGGUCCGUACCCUCGCCAGUGCAGGUGGCCCUGAUAACCUGGUCAUGUUGGACCCAGGGAAGUACAAAGUGCGUCCUCGUCACCUAGAGCCCGUCGGUGAUGGGACGAGUCCGCAUCCCAAGUGGCAGGUCGGGGAGCAGGAGUUUGAAGCCCUCAUGCGGAUGCUGGAUAAUUUGGGCUACAGGACCGGCUACCCGUACCGCUGCCCGGCCCUGCGUGAAAAAGCUAAAAAGUACAGCGAUGUCGAGAUCCCGCCGUCCGCCACGGGCUACUCGUACGCCGAGGACAGCGACUCGGGCGCUCGCUCCCCGCUUAAGCACAGCUUCCAGCGGGGACAGCGUGACAAGACCCGCUGGCUGAACACCGGCCGGCCGGAUGAUAACCCCGAUGAGGGGCUGGAGGGCAGCGGCAGCCCCAAGGCGAAGACUAAGGUGUGGACGAACAUUACACACGAUCACGUCAAACCCUUGCUGCAGUCUCUCUCGUCCGGUGUCUGCGUGCCAAGCUGUAUAACCAACUGCUUGUGGACGAAGGAGGAGAACGUUCGACAGGCUGCUGUGGCCAAUCAGUUCGUUCCUCUCAACACAAAUCCUAAAGAGGUCCAGGAAAUGCGCAACAAGAUCCGUGAGCAGAACCUGCAGGACAUCAAGACAGCAGGACCUCAGUCUCAGUUGCUCACAGGAGCCGUGGUAGAUCGUUCUUUUGUCCAGAGAGCGACGAUCUGGCACGGGGAGCUAGUGACCGCCUCUAAAGCCAUUAUAGAAAAGGAAUACCAGCCUCGUGUGAUUGUCACCAAGACCGGACCAAAUCCGUUCAAUAAGUUCACCGACCAGGAGCUGGAGGAGUACCGUAAAGAAGUGGAGCUCAAACAGAAAGGACAAGAUGUACAGGUUGAUGCACCUGGCAGCUCGCUGGUCUCAGAUUCAGGAGUCGUCUCCACUCCUCUUGUCUCCUCAAAGCACAGUUUUGUGGAGAAUCGGCUCAUGACAGCUCCUCCUCCUUCUUCUACUUCUUCUUCUGGUGCUUCUCCAGACCGAAGUACAGAACCUGAGGCAGGAUCAGGAAGGAUCAGUCCUUCUGGUCCUCCGGAAUCACCACACAAGGACUUUCAUUGUGCUGUUCUGAAAGCCCUCGGUGCCAACACAGACUUGUCUGGGCAUGAUAAGCCUGAACAAGACAGCCAAGCUGAAGAUCAACCACAGGAGCCGGAGGAGCUGGGCAAAGGUCCGAGCCCCACCCGUACCCCGCCAAGCACUCCAAUUAAACUAGAAGAAGGUGAAGAUCGGCAGCAGGAGCUGAGCCCUAAAGACGAAAGCGACGCCGCCACUUUAAGACAGACCCUCCCCGACCUGACCCCCGACGAGGCUUCGGAAUCCGCCACCCCCGCCCUCCCUGCAGAAGACCCCGCCCCCUCUCAGCCAGACCCCGCCCCGGCUCACACAGACGGGGAGGAACCCGUCGCCGCUGACGACGCCACGGGCGACGCGGGCAGCGACGAGUCCCCAAACAAAUCCCCUUCCAAAAAGAAGAAAAAAUUCCGCACGCCGUCGUUUCUGAAGAAAAACAAAAAGAAGUCCGAGUCCUAGAGAGGAAGAAAACUCCUAGGUGUAAAAGCCACAUGCAUCUGGUUCCUUUUCUUGUUUUAAUUAGUGUUUUUUUUUAAUGUUUUACCUAACCUCUUGUUCACCUAUAGCUUGUGAACGUCGUCCAUUUUGUUUUUACGUUGUUUUUUUUUUUUUUAAAUGUUAAAACGUUUCGUGUGGCUUAAUAACGCAUGCGUGUCUCCGCCCUACGAAUCUUUUAGCAGAGAUUUAUUUUAACUCCCUGCUUUUGUACGGAAAAAAGAUUUACCAAGCUUAAUUAACCACUAGAAUGUAUUCGGAUUGUAUCGCAGUGUAUUCAAGUGUCUUUAAGUAAAAAAAAACAAAUAAAAAAGCAGCACGGUGAUAAAAUGUCUAUCAUAUUGAUUUGCGUUAAAUUUGGCCGUCUUUCAAAGCAGAUGUCUGGCUUAACACUCUGUAGCUGAUCGUAAUCUACUGCGGUAUCCAAUCGAUCGUUAAUCGGAGACUCCGUAACGUUUUGUCUCCGAGUGCCGAGGACCGGCUUAGGGGGACGCCGAGGUCUCCGUAAUCUAGCUAAUGGAAACUCGAAGACGUGUGUAAUCGUAUAAAAAUGUAUAUACCGUAACAAAUAUUCACACUUUUCUCAUUAUCGUAGUUUAAUUUCAUAACGUUUAAGAUUUAUAUGGUUUACGUUUUAUAUUUAAUGAAAGAAAUCUUCACUCAAGCUACCGAUUAACGUGAAUAUUUUACGUCUUUGACUCGCAAAAUUCCGCAAAUUAUAAGCAAUCCUUUUUUUUUCUUUCUUUCUUUCUUUCUUUUCUAAAAAAAAAUCUACUUAAAGCAUUGAAAUCCUCAAAAAUUUUGACCUGUGCUAUAAUUUCUGUCACACUACAAAGCAAAUACUCUUGACCUUAAUGUCAUAAUACCGAAAUUAUAUCCAUAAAAAAUAUAUAGAAAUAUAUAAAACAUCCCAAUUACUGCAUCCAUCCACAGUUAGACGUAGACGUGCUGCUUCAGGAGUCUCCGUAACUUCUAUCUCCAUCUCUUUCGCUGCCAUGUGGCUAACUUUAGCUUGGUGCUAACGGAAAAUAGAAAACAUUAAAGAUUUCAUAGUCGAGCCGUCAUAAACGAAAGCCAAUGAAGACGAUAAUAACGGAUUAAAAUCGGCUCAGAAAACAAUACAGCAACACGAACAGGACAAAAAAAUAAUGAUGUUGAUCGGGAUGAUGUUGGAAUUAAAUGAAUCAUUUCUGAUCAUUAUUUAUAAAGUGGAGAUUAAACAGAUUUGAAGAAAAAAAACGGAUUUGUAACGUGACGUGAACGAUCUUUGUGAUGACUGACAUGUCAGGGAUCACGUGAUCGUGAUCGUGAUCAGUGGGCGGAGCUUAAAGCCUGAUUCGAAGCCGCUUCGUUUCAGAAGAAACCAAACGUUUGUGUCUUGAGGUUUAUUGCCGCAGGUUAAGACGUGUAGAAAAAAAUAAAUCAGAAAAACAUUUGGUGAAAAUGAACGUUUUUACCUGUAGUGUGUUGCCUUAAAGGGAUAAUUAAUACAAAUCUGAUGAUAAUAAAAACAACAAUUUUCAGCCUUUAAGACACCCGAGUGAACUGCUGUGAAUCCGUUCAGGGGCUUUUCACACGGGACUUCAGACCCUUUCAAUGACUCCAGACUCCUGUGGGUAUUAUUUUAUUUUUUACCUACAGACUUGGGCUGCAGUGUAAACACUGUUAAAACACUGUGAGAACAUGAAAAGGAGGGAUGAUGACCGUGUAGAAGUUCAGUCCACGUCGUCACCUUUAAUAUCCCUGUCCCUGAUCUCUCACACAGUUGCUGCUUCUCUGAUGUUGCUCUCAGUGUUUAUGUUCUGUAUAAUACAAUUUCCUCCAAACACACGUGAUGUGAAACCGAGACACAGACCGCUGCUCUAAUCUACAGCCACUAACACACAUCAUGAGUCUCUCUGUCUGUCUGUCUCUCUCUCUCUGUGUCUCUCUCUCUCUCUCUGUCCCCCCCGUGUGUCUCUCUGUCUGUCUCUCUCUCUCUCUCUCUCUCUCUUUUUCUCUCACUCUCUCUCUGUCCCCCCGUGUCUCUCUCUCUCUCUCUCUUUCUCUCACUCUCUCUCUGUCCCCAGUGUCUCUCUCUCUCUCUCUCUCUCUCUCUCAACCCCCCCCUCAAUCUCUCUCUCUCUCAAACCCCCCCCCCCCCCUCUCUUUCUCUCUCUCUCUCUCUCUCUCUCUCUCUCUCGCUCUCUCUCUCUCUCUCUCUCUCUCUCACACUCUCUCUCUCCCAGCUGGAUUUUAUGGUAUCUAGAUUCAUUCUGUUCUGUAGGGAAUCAUAUGUUCCCCCUUCAUCCUGUGAAGCUCGGGGCUUGUGUCUGACCAGGCAAAGAAGUUUCCAGAAGAACCGUGUGCUUUAAAAUGCUGCCUUGUUUAUCUGCUUCACCGUUCUGUGAAUUGAAUUAAUCUCAUUACUGACCUGUUGUUUUAUGAAAAUCUCUGAUGUGUGUUUAUUUUCCUCCCCAACAAUAAAACCCAUUUUCAUUUUCA
Molecule: messenger RNA, 5261 nt
Organism: Tachysurus vachellii
Lineage: Eukaryota; Metazoa; Chordata; Actinopteri; Siluriformes; Bagridae
Gene: add1
Product: adducin 1 (alpha)
Exons: 17
Coding region: 174-2741 (855 amino acids)
Biological process (GO): barbed-end actin filament capping; positive regulation of establishment of endothelial barrier; positive regulation of adherens junction organization
Cellular component (GO): plasma membrane; postsynaptic density; cytoskeleton
Molecular function (GO): actin filament binding
Source: RefSeq, a predicted model, not a curated record